CGGAAGUGUUUGUCCUUGUGGACCCCGUUAGUGUUGCCUCUCACCGCCGGACACGUGUGUCGCUGUCAAAUAAGCGUCCAUCUGCCAGCAGCUACCCACAAUAUACUUCAUUAUAGGUUUACAUGUCUGUGUGUUAAAGGCACGGCCCCAUGUUUCUGAUCCCACGAUGAGUGACGCGUUCAGUAGCAGCUCGGAAAACGUGAUUCAGCGCGUGGUAGACGUGACGGUGAAGACGGGCACACCUGUGGGAGAACUUGAAGAGUUAUAUCAAAUCAGAAAGACUUGCGACUUCAUCAAUGAGCAUCAAUUUGAAAAGGUUGCGCUGCAGUUUCCAGAUGAGCUACUGGCGGAUUCCGUUGCAGUAGCAGCGGAGAUUGAGCGCAACAGUAAUGCCAAGCCGUUCAUUUUGGGAGAUACAUCCUACGGCAGUUGCUGUGUGGACGAGGUGGCUGCAGAACACGUCGGAGCCAACUGCAUCGUGCACUACGGCAGCGCUUGCCUCAGCCCUUCUAAGAGGCUGCCACUGAUGUACGUCUUUGAGCGGAGGGCGUUGGAUCUGGAGAAGUGCACCGCUGCCUUCAGAGACCUCCACCCAGACACCCAGAGUCACGUUGUCAUCCUCUAUGAUGUCAACUAUGUUCAUGCUAUAAAUGAUCUUCAGACUCUCCUGUUGCCAGAUUAUCCAAACGUUAUCAUUUCAGAACUAGUGGUCGAAGGAGAGCAUUGUUACAGUCACGGUCGGACUAAAGGACAACACGACGACACCAGUCUGUCAGAGCGAGACGACGGCCAGGUUGUUUAUCAGUUUGGAAGGCGGUUCUCCUUGAAAGGAGGUUUAAGCAUCGCUGAUUACAGAAUGUUCUAUGUAGGGCAAGAGGGAGCGACGCUGCGAAACUUCAUGAUGACAUGGAAUUGCUGCUCAUUUUGUUCCUUUGACCCCAUCAAAAUGACAGCUAGGACGGAGUCAGUGAGUAUCAACCGUGCUCUGAUGAAGCGAUAUUACGCCAUAGAACGGGCCAAAGAUGCUAAUGUGGUUGGCAUCCUAGUUGGCACCCUCGGGGUGGCCGACUACCUCAGCAUCAUCCAGCAGUUGAAGGAGACCAUCCGAGGAGCUGGCAAGAAGAGCUACGUGUUUGCCAUGGGGAAGCUGAACGUGCCCAAACUAGCGAACUUUCUGGAAAUUGACAUUUUUGUGUUAAUUGCGUGUCCCGAGAACUCCCUACUGGACUCGAGUGAGUUCUACAAACCUGUAGUAACGCCUUUUGAGAUGGAGGUAGCCUGCAACAAGAAGAGGGAGUGGUCAGAGGAAUACGUCACAGACUUUCGACAUCUCCUGCCAGGUGGACAAAGCCAUGUUCCUCUGGCCGAUCGGCAGGAGGACGACGAUGAGACGGACAUGUCUUUAAUCACGGGAGCUUUGCGAAGCCAGAAUCUGUUGAGCAGUGAGCCUGAGGUGUCUUCAUUCGGCUCCUCCGUGGUCCUAAGGAACCAGGCGCUGACUGUCGCCAACACAAACUCAGCUGCGUCUUUUCUGUCUGAACGAAGCUGGCGUGGCUUAGAGGAGAAGUUGGGAGAGACGCCUGUGGUGAAGGCAGUAGAGGGCAGGAGAGGAAUAGCUAUUGCCUAUGAAGAGGAAGGGACGUCUCCGUGACAUUUAGCUGACAGCCACGAGGAUAUAACU
Molecule: messenger RNA, 1681 nt
Organism: Pungitius pungitius (ninespine stickleback)
Lineage: Eukaryota; Metazoa; Chordata; Actinopteri; Perciformes; Gasterosteidae
Gene: dph2
Product: diphthamide biosynthesis 2
Exons: 7
Coding region: 167-1651 (494 amino acids)
Biological process (GO): protein histidyl modification to diphthamide
Molecular function (GO): 2-(3-amino-3-carboxypropyl)histidine synthase activity
Source: RefSeq, a predicted model, not a curated record